This is a messenger RNA of Gaeumannomyces tritici R3-111a-1, 5395 nucleotides long. RefSeq lists its product as hypothetical. The coding region runs from base 98 to 3841 and encodes 1247 amino acids. The record is from RefSeq and is a predicted model, not a curated record. The transcript is spliced from 4 exons. Lineage: Eukaryota; Fungi; Ascomycota; Sordariomycetes; Magnaporthales; Magnaporthaceae.
GGCAGCGAAUAUCGUCCGGGAAUCCCACGAGGCCGCACCAGCUCGCGUCAAAAGCCUUGUCCAGCGCAUCCAGGCGCAUGCCAAGUCGGACUUCGAGAUGCGCUAUGCGGACGAUCUCGAACGCAGCGCCCACGCUCUGAAGGGCCACCUCGAGCUAUCGCCGGUUGCUCCCCAAAGCCUCGACCAGGUCAAGCAGGCGCUGCAGAGGCACUCUUCCCAGUGCCGCUCAUACAGGGACGCGCUGUAUGCCGCCCUCGAGGCUGCCUUUUUCGGCCUAGGUGGUCGAAGCACUACCCUACUGCCGCGCAUUUGUCCAGCCUUCUUCUUGUCACAGCUUGCAACCUCCCGCUUAAAAACGAUUCCUACCUCCUGGAGGCCUGCUCUCAUUCGAUACGGACUGGCAUAUCAAGACGCGCAGCGUGCCGAGCGGCUGCUGGCACUGGCAUCUCAAAGCAGCCUAGCUGACCUCGCCAAGGAGCUGGGAAACACGGCGCACCAGAAUUGGACGCCUUAUGAGUACCCGUUUGUCCUGCUCAUGGAGGUCGAGAGCAAUAUCACCAUUCGCAAGGUCCAGAUCGACAUCGCUCGGCAGAUGAUCAGCCCUCCGGAUGGCCGGAACUCUGUCAUGCAGCUGAACAUGGGAGAGGGCAAGUCGACUGUCAUUGUUCCCACCGUCGCCGCUGCCCUAGCCAACGGUGACCACCUGGUCCGCGUCGUCACGGCCAAGGCGCAAGCUCCUCAGAUGCGUCAGAUGCUGCUUUCCAAACUCGGCGGGCUCCUCGACAUCAAGAUCCACCAGCUUCCGUUCUCUCGCACGCUACGGCUAAAUGCCGCACAGGUGUCCUUUAUCGCGCGAGAUCUGCAGGCAUGCCGGGAAGAAGGCGGAGUUUUGCUGGUGCAGCCCGAGCACCUGCUCUCCUUCAAGCUCAUGGGCCUCGAGUUCCUCAUCAACGGCAAGACCUCGAUCGGUCAAGAACUGAUCAAAACUCAGCGCCUACUUGAGUUCACGUCAAGGGACAUUGUGGACGAGAGCGACGAGAACUUCAGCGUCAAGUUCGAGCUUGUUUACACUAUGGGUACCCAAAGGCCCAUCGACUUCAGUCCCGACAGGUGGCAUCUUCUUUUAAAUGUCCUGACUUUUCUUAAGGAUGUGGCCUUGGCCAUCGCCCAGGAAAUGCCUAGAUCCUUCGCGAUUAACGACCAACAUGGCUCUGGGUCCUUCCCCCGCCUCCGUAUAUUCGACCAAGAGGCUCAGAAUUGCCUUGUCCAUGCUAUCGCCAAGCGAAUUUGUGAGACCGGACUUCCUGGACUGCCCAUUGCUAGGCAGGGCGAUGACUCACGUGCGGCACUCCUCACGUACCUGACGAAACAAGACUUGACUCCCGAGGAAAUUGCGGCCGUUGAGACUCCUGGAGCACGCAGUUUCUGGAGCGAGUCGACCAAGCGCUCACUGCUUCUCCUUCGCGGUCUCCUUGCUGGCGGAGUUCUCGGCUUCGUCUUCUCGAAGCGAUGGAGGGUCAGCUACGGCUUCGACCAAAGCCGCAACCCGCCGACACGGCUCGCUGUUCCCUACCGGGCCAAGGACUGCCCUUCGGCGCGCUCAGAAUUUUCACAUCCUGAAGUCGUAAUGCUUUUGACCGCGCUGAGCUCAUAUUACGGCGGCCUCUCCAACGACGACUUAUUCCUUGCAUUCACCCACCUUUUAAAGUCGGACCAGCCCGAACAGGAUUACGAUGAGUGGGUUAGAGACGCAAACUCUAUGCCCCCUUCCUUCCAGCACCUCGACGGAGUCAACAUCAAAGAUCGUGGACAGUGUACCCAGCAAAUCUUCCCUCGUCUGCGGUAUUCCAAGGGCGCGAUCGAUUUCUUCCUAAGUCGAGUCGUCUAUCCAAAGUUCAUGAAGGAGUUUCCUUCCAAGCUGAGUUCCAGCGGAUGGGACCUCGGAGAGGAAAAGGUUCACCCAACCACCGGCUUUUCGGGCACAAACGACUCCCGGGAACUCCUCCCACUGUCAGUCGAUCAUCUCGAUCUGCCCGACCAGAAGCACACCAACGGCCUCGUUCUUAAGUAUCUACUGCAAGAUGAGAACGGCGUGACCUCGAUUCCGCCGCGCCAAGGCUCGCCGGCGUUAGAUGCCGACUUACUCCUCAGUUUGGUGGUGAAUAUGCAGGAUGAUGAGGUCCGGGUCAUCUUGGACGUUGGGGCACAGAUUCUCGAGUUGGGAAACGCCGAAGUUGCCCAGAAGUGGCUGAAAAUGGAGUCUGAGAUCAACUCCUACCGUGGCAUAAAGGCGUGCGUUUUCGUCAACGACAAAGACGAGCUGCAAGUUGUGGACCUCAAAGGCCACACCGAGCCGCUCUUAAUUUCGCCCUUUUAUCGUCAGCUCGACGUGUGCCUUGUUUUCCUUGACGAGGCGCACACCCGAGGCACGGAUCUUAAGCUUCCCGACAACUAUCGAGCUGCCUUAACCCUCGGAGCCGGCCUUACCAAAGACAGGCUGACACAGGCAGCCAUGCGAAUGCGGAAACUUGGAAAAGGCCAGUCCAUCACUUUCUGUGUCCCGCAGGAGAUCGAGACCAAGAUCCUCCAGCGUGCCGGCAAAAACUCGAUCGAGGUCAUGGAUGUCCUCGAGUGGUCCAUCCAUGAGACGUUUGCUGACAUCCAGCGGAGCAUCCCCCUGUGGGCGGUCCAAGGGCGGAGGUACGCCCACCAAAAGAGCAUUUACUCCCAAGCGGGCAGUGGCCUGAUUACCCAGGACCUGGCAAACAAGCUCCUCGAAGACGAGGCCCAGGCAAUUGACGAUCUCUACCGGCCAGGCGAGCGCAUCGCCAAACCAUGCUGUCCAGAGGCCGGCCAGCACCCGGGCGUGGACCGCAUCAUGGACUGCUGCGCAAAGUUCGGCUCCGUAAGCCUGGGAUCUGCCGCGCUGCACGAGGAACAGGAGCGAGAGCUUUCGCCCGAGAUCGAACAGGAGCGGCACGUUGAGAAGCCCAAGCCCGCCGAGCCGGCGCCCCACAGGAUCGACGCGGCAAUGCUGCACUUUGUUCGGACUGGCGAUAUCCCUGCCCCUUCGGCGUCGCACUGUUUCCCCUCCGCUUGGAACUCUCUCGCCCGCACAACCGCUGCCGCCGCCAUCCGCUUGCGUGUCAACGAGUUCCCCUGCGACGUCCGGGCCACUCGCGACUUCGCCACCACGAUCCAGGAGUCGGGCGGCUCGGCCCUCGGCGCCAAAAGCCAGCUCGACCAGUACCAGCGGGCGGUGCGAUGGAUCCUGACCAGCACCCACGGCGACCCCUCUGGCGCGGUGCGCACCAUGGUCAUCAUCAGCCCCUUCGAGGCCCAGGCCCUGCUGGAGGAGAUCGCCGCGCGCCGAAAGGUGACUCUGCACCUGUACGCGCCUCGCUCGACAAUGGGCUUCGCCCCGCUCGAUCACCUGCUCUUGCACGCCCGCCCGACGCCGCCUCCGACCUGGACGUGCCCGCUCAAGCUCAAGGCACAGCUCAACGCCUUUUCCGGGCAGCUCUUUAUUUCAUCCUAUAACGAGUACAAGGCCAUCUGCGAGACGUUCGGGCUCGAUUGGGCGGGCGGCCUAGGCGACGGGGUCUUUGUCCAUGCCGAUGGGUUCAUCGACCCGGCUUCCAGGGAGGUAAACGGAACCGACAGCAAGGAGGUGUGCGCGUUCACGCAGAGUCCUGUCCCAUUCCUCAAGAUUCUCAUGACCAAGAUUCGCCGUGACUGCGAGAGUAUCGACAAGUCACACAUUGGCAUGAUGCUAAACGGCAUCGUUCUCCUGGAGAAGGCCUUCAAGACACCCGACCCUCCCUCUGUUGAGGAGCUGUGAGCAGAUCCUCGGAACAACACAAUCUCUCCACCAAGCGAGACCCGCAGGGUUGUCUAAGACUAGGUACUUCCCACCCUGAUAUCGAAGGAUGUCUUUUCCUUUCUUUAUCACGUUAGCACAUCCCCGCUUGUCUCCAUCUGUAUGGCCACCAACUCAACAACCCAUGCUUCGCCCCUCUUCUCUUUUAUGUUAUGGAUAGUAUCAGGAAGGAGUUUCUCCGCUAGGAUCCCUGGAAGAGAGAUACAGGACAGCUGGCUCGCGUCCGUGGUGGCCAAUCGAAUGCAAACAGAAGUGGCGAAGGUGGCCACGCUUGAGCAGCCGAAGGUACAUACGAGUACUUCGGCCCUCCAGCGUCCGAGGAGACACCCGUGAUGUAUGGCCCGCGACACUGUUCGCGCCGAAUCCAGCCGAAAUUUGGUCCUCACAGCACUUGGAGAAACUAGACCAAGCGAGGAUGCUGGGGUAGCCGCCGUGGCUGCUGCACGGUAAUGGGUUUGCAUUUUGGCUGGCGACGAUUGGCCAAGCUAUUCCACUCUGCAUCCAGGUGUGCAGGAGCAAGUUUGCGAUCGCCCCACGAUUUGUUCCGUACCGUUCUGCCCCUUAUCUUAUCAGCCUGCGGCCGCCAGCUGCACCAAGCGAAUUGGCGGGGCUCCGGGCUGUCGAGGCAGGCAGAGAGAUCCUGGCGGUCGCAGUGCAGUCAAGACGAUGGCAUUGAAGGGAAUUGACUUGGGUCGAUUCCCUGCAGCUGGACCGGCCGGCCUGCCGACCCGGAAAAGUUCUGUGCCGUGCCUGGCGGUCUUUCAGGCGGUUAACCACUCGGCCCGCAUGGCCAGGCGGACGGUGAGUUUCGUAGCCGCCAUAAAGCUUUGCGGAGAUUAUGGUUCGGGCAGUUCAGGGUGCGUUCGCAAGUCUGGGAGCCAGCGGCCUCUUUUGCAACCUGGCCGGCCAUUUCGUGGAAUUGUACGUGCCAUCCAAGGUGCCGGAGUUGGUCGAGCGCCUGGAGCUCCUGGACCAGGAUGUACUGUACUGAGGGGCACUUGGGAUUCCUGGGUCAACUCGCCGUGAAAACGUCGACAGCCAAAAGCGGCUUUUGGGGGUGGGUUGGCUACGAUACUAAUCCAGAUAAUGAAAUGGGUUGCAACUGAUUUAACGACGAUCAUUUAGGCUGAGAACGCCGAGUGUGGCGUAGCAGAGGCCGGGUUUGCUUGAAAAGUCGAGGCUAAAAAGAGAAGUAUUACCCCACCUUUCAGCAGCCAAAAUUCGCCUUUCGCACCCCACCAUCAACCAAACGGGUGACCCAGGGACCCAUGAGCAGGAAAUGGCAGACCCAAAAAACCUGAAAAACUGGAAGUGGCUUUCUUGAUAGCUAGAAACGGGGGAGGCGCACGCGACCAGUUAUUGAGCCAAUAAGAAUCAAUUUAUGACGUCCACUUGAACAGGUGGAAUUCCACCUGUUGAUGUGGGUAUUCCUCAGGCCCGCUUCUCCGCCAGGAUUCGCUUCUGCUAUCGGUGCCUCAGGCAUAAACUCUCCGUACCCUACACCUGGCGAUCCUC